This is a messenger RNA of Miscanthus lutarioriparius, 564 nucleotides long. The record is from the annotation of a GenBank genome assembly. NCBI's taxonomy places the organism in Eukaryota, Viridiplantae, Streptophyta, Magnoliopsida, Poales, Poaceae.
AUGGCUGGGAAAGGCGGGCCGACCAACUUGGAGAAGGAGCAGAUGUUUGGGAUGGCGGAGAAGGAGAUGGAGUACAGGGUUGAUCUUUUCAAUAGGCUUACACAGACCUGUUUCGACAAGUGCAUUGAGAAAAGGUAUAAAGAAGCUGAGCUCAAUAUGGGUGAGAACAGUUGCAUUGAUCGAUGUGUUUCAAAGUACAUUCGCCUCUCGAAAAAAAAAAAAAAGAAGCUAUGGCUGUCGGAGGAGGAGAAGAAAGAUAUUAUGAAAAUGUACAAAGUCACGUUGCCAUCAAUGAAGACUCGCGAGAGGAUUGACGCAGACUUUGCUCAGGAGCAUGGUCGACCCCUUUCAUGGUUCUUUGGCGAAUCUGAUUUGCUAAAGUUUAGGCGAGAAACCAAGGAGAGGUACGACUGGCUCAAGAAGGAGGGGGAUGCACCGACUAUGGCAGAAAACGACGGACGUAUCCCAAUGAUGCUGGUGGACAAUGACAAUGAUGAAGAUGAAAUGAUCUACAAUUCCGAUGUCGAUGACGAUGAGCCUUUUCAUCAUUUGUGCGACUAUUAG